This is a messenger RNA of Cyprinodon variegatus (sheepshead minnow), 1223 nucleotides long. Its product is annotated as beta-crystallin B1-like. The record is from RefSeq and is a predicted model, not a curated record. Gene Ontology annotation, molecular function: structural constituent of eye lens. Lineage: Eukaryota; Metazoa; Chordata; Actinopteri; Cyprinodontiformes; Cyprinodontidae. The transcript has 6 exons. Gene Ontology annotation, biological process: lens development in camera-type eye; visual perception. The coding region runs from base 65 to 724 and encodes 219 amino acids.
CUCUCUGAGCCACACACACUCUCAGUGAAGCUCGGUGCAGGCAUCACACACACAGACAGCAAUCAUGUCCACUGGAGAUAAGGCCAAGACUUCUUCCCAGACUGACGGCAAGGCCGCUCAGAGCAAGAAGUCUGAGAUGGGGAUGAUGUCCUACAAGAUGUUCGUGUUUGACCAGGAGAACUUCCAGGGUCGCAUGAUUGAGAUCAACAAUGAGUGUAUGAAUGUGUGUGAGAUGGGCAUGGACCGCGUCCGUUCUCUGCGCGUUGAGUGUGGACCCUUUGUUGGAUUUGAGCAGAUGAACUUCUGUGGUGAGAUGUUCAUCCUGGAGAAGGGCGAGUAUCCUCGCUGGAGCUCCUGGAGCAGCAACAACCGCAAUGACUACCUGAUGUCCUUCAGGCCUGUCAGAAUGGACCCAGAGAAGCACAAGAUCUGCCUGUAUGAGAUGGAAAACUUCCAGGGUCGCAAGAUGGAGAUCAUGGACGAUGACGUUCCCAGCCUUUACUCCUAUGGCUUCACAGAUAUCGUGAGCAGCAUUAUGGUCAGCUGUGGAACCUGGGUGGGAUACCAGUACCCUGGAUACCGUGGCACCCAGUACCUGCUGGAGAAGGGCGACUACAGGCACUUCAAUGAAUACGGUGCCCGCUUCCCUGAGUUCCAGUCCGUGAGGCGUAUUAUUGACAUGCAGUUUCACCCACAUGGCUGCUACACCAUGGCCAGCAAGUGAGGCUUUGGGAAGGAGAGAAAGAGAAAGAGCGGAAGUGAGGGAGAGGGGCGGAGCAAGAGGGAACGGGGGAGAGACGUCUGGGCGUCUUCACCUCAGUGCCUUUGAGAGGUCUGUGAUCUAACGGAGUGAAAGGAGAAGGUAUAUUUCUACCCCCCCGACCAGCAGGACCAGUUAAACCACCAAUUCCACCCUCCAUCCCUCUCUGUCUCUAUUUUUCUCUUUCUCCCCUCUGGCCUGUACUUUGCUUCCUCUCUUUUUCUUUCUUAUUUUUUUAAACUCUCUCAACUCAACCCCCCCAUCCAGUCCUCUGAGACUCCAAAGAGAAAACUCAGUACCUCUUGCUGUUUCACACAUGAUUCUCGGCUAAGGGUAUGAUGCACCAUGGGAAACGGAGUCCCUCAUCACCCCCUACCCCGUCUCCUCUUGCCCUUGUGCUUUACAAACCUUUUCUGCUGUACAGAUCCUUAGCCAAGUUUUCAAUAAAAGGAAAAACAUUGAU